AUUUUUAGUAAAAAUAAAGGAGGAAAAAUAUAUUUAACUCAAAAUAUUUUUGCUGCAAGUGUUCUAAAAGAAUUGGGAAUCAAAUUCGAAAGACGAUCGAUAUAUAGAGGAGAAAGAAGAGAGGGAGAGGGAGAGGGAGAGAUGGAUCCAGACGUGUUGGCAAAGGCAUUUGUGGAGCACUACUACACAACAUUCGAUAACAACCGUGGUGGACUCGCCACUCUUUACCAAGAAGGUUCCAUGCUCACUUUCGAAGGUCAGAAGAUUCAAGGUUCCCCCAACAUCGUUGCCAAACUUACUUCCCUUCCUUUCCAGCAGUGUCAUCACUCCAUCACCACCGUCGAUUGUCAACCUUCCGGUGCCAACGGCGGCAUGCUUGUCUUCGUCAGCGGUAAUCUUCAACUCGCUGGUGAACAACACGCCCUCAAAUUCAGCCAGAUGUUCCAUUUGAUGCCAACACCGCAAGGAAGCUAUUAUGUGAUGAAUGACAUAUUUCGUUUGAACUAUGCCUAAAGAUAGACCAUCAAAUAUAUGACCUGAAAGGCCACAAAAGAUGUUUGCUUAUAACUGUUUCAGAUUUCACAUUUGAAAAUGGAUUCAUUUUGGUUGGUUGUGUUAAAUGCUUAAUUGUGCAUGUUGUGUUUAGAAGUUUCUGUUGUGAUUUGUCAGAAAACAGCUUCACGGAUAAAUUUCCGAAAUAUUUACUGGGUAUGGGUGAUUUAAAACCCAAUAUAUUUCUGAUUGGGACCCGUUCAUCUCUAUUCAGUUUACCUCUCAACAAAUUGGUUUAUGCAAGUUAUCACAA
Molecule: messenger RNA, 805 nt
Organism: Medicago truncatula (barrel medic)
Lineage: Eukaryota; Viridiplantae; Streptophyta; Magnoliopsida; Fabales; Fabaceae
Product: nuclear transport factor 2A
Exons: 2
Coding region: 142-513 (123 amino acids)
Biological process (GO): nucleocytoplasmic transport
Source: RefSeq, a predicted model, not a curated record